AUGCCUGUUGUUACUAACUGUUAUUAUCAAAUUCUAUCAAAUGAAAUUAAAUUAAAGAAAAAAGAACUAUCAUUUCUUCAUCGUUAUAAAAAUCGAAUAAAAAGUGAUUUAAACAUUACACUUAAUUCUUUGCUUUAUUCACGAUUAUUAACUAUUAUUCAACAACUAAUGCAAAGAAAAAAGAAGAAAUGGAUUCAAAGACAUGACAAUAAAUUUAAUCUUUUAUUAAAUAGAGAACUUUUGAAACAACAACCACCACCUAAAAUUUCAAACAAAUAUACAAAAUCAUCAAUACACAACUUAUCACAAAGAAAUUUAACACAAGAAGAAGUUGAAGCACUCAACAAUGGUUUGAAAUUUGUUAUUCCUCCUAAACAACUAGAUGAUGAAAUGUUUAUAAGUAAUAUGGAAAAUUGUUUUAUUCAAUUACUUGGUCGAACAACAGAUACACGUGAUUAUGAAAAUAAAGCUGAAGAAGAAUCUACUGAAUACAAUCUAACCAUCGAACAAUUAGUUACAGCUAGUAAAUUUCGAUCAGCUUGUGAUAAAUUCAUUUCAUCGUCUGAAAAAUCAUUAAAAAACUUACCCGUGAAUAAAAAACUUCAACAAACAUUAAAAAAUCUAUCAAAAGAUAAGAAUAUCUAUAUCACUAAAGCUGAUAAAGGAAAUGCCAUUGUGAUAAUGGAUAAAUCAGAAUAUAUUAACAAAAUGAACCUAAUUAUUAAUGAUAAAAAAACCUUUCAAUUAUUAGAAAAAGAUCCAACAUUACAACAAGAAGACAAAUUAAUUCGAAAAUUAAAAAGUCUUAAAGAUUCAGGUUUUAUUACAGAAACCCAAUUUAAACAAUGUCGACCAGUUGGAUCACAACCAGCUCGAAUUUACGGACUGCCGAAAAUCCAUAAAAAGGGAGCGCCUUUGCGCCCAAUUUUAUCUGCAAGUAACACCUUCAACUAUAAAUUAGCUAAAUGGCUUGUAACAGAAUUAUCUGUUUUGAAAGAACAUAAAACUAUAAUACAAGAUCGUUUCUCAUUUGUUAGAGAUUUACAUAAAUUGGACAUCAACAUGAACGAACACAAGCUAUUAUCUUAUGAUGCCAUCAAUCUUUUUACCAAUGUACCGUUACAAAAAACAAUCAAUUUUAUCUUAGAAGAAAAAUAUGGUUCCUUUUGUGAUUGUCAAAUUAUAAAAACAAAUAAAAAAAGAAGAAAGAAGAAAAAAAAAUGUAAAAAUUGUAAAGAUAAAGAAAAUCUCAAAUGCUUAUUAGAAAUAUCAACAGCACAAACACAUUUUCAUUACAAUGAAAAUAUUUAUUUACAGCACAACGGUGUCAGCAUGGGAUCACCACUUGGUCCUCUCAUGGCUGACAUCUUUCUCGUAAACCUUGAGAAAAAAUUAAUGGAUGAACUUUACACCAAUGGUGUAGAAUAUUAUCGUCGUUUCGUUGAUGACACUUUCAUUAUAGCUAAGAAAGAUGCCAAUGAAAAGAAAAUACAAGCUAUUCUUAAUUCAUUUGACGAAACUAUUCAAUUUACAUAUGAACCAGCAAUUUAUAAAAUUGGUUGCCAAAAUUGUCCUGAAGAAUAUAUAGGAAAAACUUAUCGACAAGCUACAAGAAGACAUGUCGAACAUGGUGCAUCUCCAGCUACAAUCACUUCACAUGAACAAUUAACAACAAAUCUUUCGUCACAACUAGUUUCAAUUAAAAAUGAAGAAACCAAUCUUCGACGUUCAAACAGAAAUAAAAACAAGGAAGUUAAUUAUCAAGAAUUAACUACAUCAUCCGACGAAGAAGAGAAUGAAGACACUCAAGAAACAAGUACCAUUACUGAUAAAAAUUCUGCUCUUUACAAACAUCAGUUAAACACAGGACAUCAUUUAAAUUGGGAAGCAUGGAAAAUUCUUAGUAAAGACUCACAUAAAUAUCGUCUACUAAUUCGUGAAUCACUUGCUAUACUCAAACAUAAACCAACAUUAAAUCGCACAGUACAAAGUGCACCACUAGUAAUUUAUCCAACAGGAAUAAAACAAAAGAAUAAAGUAAAAUUUAAAGAAAAAUAUGAUAGACCACCGCCCGGGUGA
This is a messenger RNA of Adineta steineri, 2079 nucleotides long. Lineage: Eukaryota; Metazoa; Rotifera; Eurotatoria; Adinetida; Adinetidae. The record is from the annotation of a GenBank genome assembly.